This is a messenger RNA of Chelmon rostratus (copperband butterflyfish), 7307 nucleotides long. RefSeq names its product phospholipid-transporting ATPase ID-like. The coding region runs from base 182 to 3805 and encodes 1207 amino acids. The record is from RefSeq and is a predicted model, not a curated record. Gene Ontology annotation, biological process: Golgi organization; phospholipid translocation. Lineage: Eukaryota; Metazoa; Chordata; Actinopteri; Chaetodontiformes; Chaetodontidae. Gene Ontology annotation, cellular component: plasma membrane. The transcript has 28 exons. Gene Ontology annotation, molecular function: magnesium ion binding; ATP binding; ATPase-coupled intramembrane lipid carrier activity.
GGAGAGGCGGGUGGUUGGAAGCCAGGAGGGAAACAUUAGCCCUCGCUUCUCCUCUUAGUUGAGAGUUUUCUUGUUUGUUCCCGGGACCGAAGGCGACGCGCAGCUCAGCCGGGACGCACCGCACCGAGCCAGGACGCACGGUAUGAUGGACAGAUAGCAGAAGGGGGACGAGGACGAGAAGAUGUCGUUCUUUGGCAUGGACUGUGUCAGGAAGAAAGAGAGAGAGCUGGAGCGAAAACUCCGUGCCAACGACCGCGAGUACAACCUCUCCUUUAAAUAUGCAACGAACGCCAUCAAGACCUCCAAGUACAACCUCUUCACCUUCUUACCUCUUAACCUGUUUGAGCAGUUCCAGAGGAUUGCUAAUGCCUACUUCCUGUUUCUGCUGGUGCUCCAGGUGAUUCCUCAGAUCUCCUCUCUGUCCUGGUUUACCACCGUGGUGCCUCUGGUUCUCGUGCUGUCAGUCACCGCUGCCAAGGAUGCCACUGAUGACAUCAAUCGCCACAGGAGCGACAAUCAAGUCAACAACCGAAAGGUUCAAGUCCUUAUUGAUAGAAAACUACGGAGCGAGAAAUGGAUGGACGUCCAGGUGGGAGACGUCAUCAAGCUGGAAAACAACCAGUUUGUCACCGCUGAUCUCCUGUUGCUCUCCAGCAGUGAACCUCUCAACCUGGUCUACAUCGAGACAGCAGAACUGGAUGGAGAAACUAACCUGAAGGUGAGACAGGCCCUGACCGUGACCGGAGACCUGGGGGAUGAUAUCGAAAAACUGGCAGACUUCAACGGCGAGGUACGCUGUGAGCCCCCCAACAACCGCCUGGACCGCUUCACAGGAACGCUAACACACGGCGGCCAGAAAUACCCACUGGACAACGAGAAGAUCCUGCUGCGAGGCUGCACGCUGAGGAACACCGAGUGGUGCUUCGGACUGGUGCUGUUUGGAGGCCCAGAGACAAAGCUGAUGCAGAACUGUGGGAAGAGCACGUUCAAGAGGACCAGCAUAGACCGUUUGAUGAACAUCCUAGUUCUUUGCAUUUUUGGCUUCCUGGCCCUCAUGUGCACCAUCCUGGCAAUAGGAAACUACUUCUGGGAGCUGAACGAAGGCUCGCAGUUCACUGUCUUCCUGCCCAGACAAGAUGGCAACGAUGCUGGCCUCUCAGCCUUCCUCACAUUCUGGUCUUAUGUCAUCAUCCUCAACACUGUGGUGCCCAUCUCUCUCUAUGUUAGUGUGGAGAUCAUCCGGCUGGGCAACAGCUUCUACAUUGACUGGGACAGGAAGAUGUACUACGCACGCUACGACACCCCCGCCGAGGCUCGUACCACCACGCUGAAUGAGGAGCUUGGCCAAAUCAAGUACGUCUUCAGUGACAAAACGGGGACGCUCACACAGAACAUCAUGACCUUUAACAAGUGCUCCAUCAACGGCAAAUCUUACGGGGAUGUGUAUGACUACACAGGUCAAAGACUAGAAAUAACUGAGCACACAGAGACAGUGGACUUCUCCUUCAAUCCGCUGGCCGACCCUCGCUUCAUGUUCCACGACCACGCCCUGGUGGAGGCGGUGAAGCUUGAGAACCCAGAGGUCCACGCCUUCUUCAGACUGCUGGCCCUCUGCCACACCGUCAUGGCCGAGGAGAAGAAAGAAGGUGAGAUUUUCUACCAGGCCCAGUCUCCAGAUGAGGGAGCGUUGGUAACAGCAGCCAGAAACUUUGGAUUUGUCUUCCGCUCACGCACACCAGAGAGCGUUUCCAUCGUGGAAAUGGGACAGCAGCGCAGCUAUGAACUCCUGGCCAUCCUGGAUUUCAACAAUGUCCGCAAGAGGAUGUCCGUCAUAGUUCGGGGUCCAGAGGGGAAGCUGUCUCUCUACUGUAAAGGCGCAGACACAAUCAUCUACGAGAGGCUGCAUCAGUCCUGCAGCAAGCUGAUGGACGUCACUACAGAGCACCUUAAUGAGUUUGCAGGGGAUGGCCUGCGAACGCUGGCGCUGGCCCACAAGGAUCUGGACGAGGAGUAUUUCAACCAGUGGAAACAGCGUCACCAUGAGGCCAGCACCGCACUGGAUGACCGAGAGGGCAAACUGGACCAGCUGUACGAGGAGAUAGAGAAGGAUCUGCUGCUCCUUGGAGCAACAGCCAUAGAAGACAAGUUGCAAGAUGGAGUUCCUCAGACUAUUGAGCAGCUGUCCAAAGCCGACAUCAAAAUCUGGGUUUUGACUGGUGACAAACAAGAAACUGCAGAAAACAUUGGUUACUCCUGCAACUUACUGCGCGAGGAGAUGAAUGAGGUCUUCAUCAUCUCGGGCAACUCGCCUGAGGAUGUCAGACAGGAACUAAGGAAUGCACAGACCUCCAUGAAACCAGAUGCAGUGGAGGAUUCAGUGUUUCUGCCAGAUAGGACUCCGAGUAAAGGUGCGAAAGAAGAGAUGGCGAAUGGAGAGUACGGCCUGGUUAUCAACGGACACAGCCUUGCGUACGCCCUCGAGCGCAGCAUGGAGCUGGAGUUCCUGAGGACGGCGUGUAUGUGUAAGGCGGUGAUCUGCUGCAGGGUCACUCCUCUGCAGAAGGCUCAGGUGGUCGAGCUGGUCAAGAAGUACAAGCAAGCGGUCACACUGGCCAUAGGAGACGGAGCCAACGAUGUCAGCAUGAUCAAAGCGGCUCAUAUAGGUGUAGGCAUCUCCGGUCAGGAGGGCAUGCAGGCCGUGCUGUCCAGUGACUACUCCUUCGCCCAGUUCCGCUUCCUGCAGCGCCUCCUGCUGGUGCACGGCCGCUGGUCAUACCUGCGCAUGUGCAAGUUUCUGCGAUACUUCUUCUACAAGAACUUCACCUUCACCUUCGUCCACUUCUGGUACGGCUUCUUCUGCGGCUUCUCUGCACAGACGGUGUAUGAUGAGUGGUUCAUAACACUCUACAAUCUGAUGUACACAGCACUGCCUGUUCUGGGAAUGAGCCUGUUUGAUCAGGACGUGAACGACGUGUGGAGUUUCCAGCAUCCUCAGCUCUAUGUUCCCGGGCAGCUCAACCUGUACUUCAGCAAGAAGUCCUUCUUCAUGUGCGCUCUCCACAGCGGCUACAGCUCCUUGGUGCUCUUCUUCAUCCCCUAUGCAGCCAUGUACGACACCGUAAGGGACGACGGGAAGGACGUCGCCGACUACCAGUCCUUUGCCCUCCUCACCCAGACAUGUCUCCUCUUUGCUGUCAGCAUCCAGUUGGGGUUGGACAUGGCUUACUGGACAACGGUGAACACUUUCUUCGUGUUGGGCAGUCUGGCCAUGUACUUUGCUGUCACAUUCACCAUGUACAGUAAUGGCAUGUUUCUCAUGCUGCCGUCAGCCUUCCCUUUCAUAGGAACGGCUCGAAACUCUCUGAACCAGCCGAACAUUUGGCUGACGAUCCUCCUCACCUCCAUCCUGUGUGUCCUUCCUGUGGUUACCUACCGCUUCCUGUUGAUUCAGCUCUGCCCCACCAUCAAUGACAAGGUGAUGUUCAAGGUGAGACAGGCCAAAGCAACCCCUCCCCCUCCGCCUCGACGCACACGCAUCCGCCGCACCAGCUCCCGCCGCUCAGGCUACGCGUUCUCGCACGCGCAAGGCUACGGGGACCUGGUGACAUCGGGCCGGUUCCUGCGGCGUCCCGCUGUGUCGCGAUCUUCAGGUUUCACCCACGUGGGUCGCACCACCACGAGCUUCAGUCCCAUGGGACGAUCAGCUGGAUACAGCCCGACAGGACGCCCCCAGAAUGCCAAGGCCCCAGAUGUGGAGGUGACAUCGCUGCAGAUGUACAGGACGAUCAGGGAUCCCGCUCUCUGACAGUGAAGUGGCGUUUGGAGAAGAGGGAACGAUGCCAACUGGACAGAUGUAUGCUGCUGGCAGUCGGAGGUGUUUAAAGCUCCUUUCUUACCUUGAAGCACUUGCUCGAGCGUUCCAGAGAACUUCAUGUCAAAGAUUUUUCCAUGAUCCGUCUCUCAUCUGCCCACUCACCCAAGAUGAGGUUUGAAAAGUGCACGACUGUUGCUCCAAGCAUUUUGUUUUGUAUUGUCUAAUGAAAGGGAACUACAGCAAAAUGUGUAGCUGCUUCUGAUGGAAUCUCAUGUGGAAUCUGAUGGAAUCUCAUGUAAAACAUGCCUCAUGCAGAGCCAGCAGAUGAAAGGUUUGACAAAUGAAAUGGUUCUGAUACUAGAAACAGUAAAAGGACGCUUCAUUUUCAGAUAGGAGCUGCCACAGAAGGAGGUGUCAUCAUGUUUACAGGCUGCCCAGAUUUAACUCUUAACUCUGGCAGUCCAGAUGCACAGCAGGGCUUUGCACAGAGGAUAUAACCAGCAAAGCUAUUUUGCAGAAUAUUUUACUUUUUUUUACUUCAAGUGUCUUUCUAAAGCAUUUUAGUUUCCUAUCUUGAAAGCUGUACAAGCAGUUAGCACUUUGGCAGCGUUAGAAAGGCAGUGUUAGAAAGAUCACAAAGGUGUCGCUCUCAAUAAACAUCUUCUCAGUGGCUCCAGGGAGGAGAGGAAAUGGCAAGAAAACUUUUUUAGCAGCAGCAGCAGGAUUCGGCAUCGUUAGCCCAUCCUGCUUCUGUUGGACAUUUUUCGUCCCACAGUAUUGCUUUCUGAGCGCUGAGAGAAUAUCAUGCAACCUGAUUGAAUUUGGGAAAAUGGCAAAUAUCAAGACAAGAUCCUAUUUUGAUUGACAGACAUUUAAAUUUCAAUAUUCAGUACGACUGUGCAAUGAGACAUACUUUAUACUUCAGUUGUAAGUAAUAGUUUUAUUAUUGGUUACAAAAUAAUGUAUUGUUGCUUUACAGAUAAAAAAAAAAAGACGUUAAUAAGAACUAUGUUUGGACUGCCAGGUUGUGAAAGCCCCCGUUUGAAAAUGCAUAUAACUUCAUCUGUGAAGUGACAAAGAGACAAUCCUUUAUUUUUAACAGCAGACCUGACGACUCCUGAGGAAGUGAGUCAUGAAGUCACUUUUUCUCACCAGGCUUAUAGAUACAUUAAAUAAGUAAUAAAGCAGUUCUUAACCUACAAUAAUCCUUCAAGUCUGCUGUUCAUAGACCUAUUCUUAGUUGAAUGUCUUUGGACUGGGGGAGGAAACCAGGUUUUUCACAACCUGGCAACGCAUAAAUCACUCUUUCUAUUGGUUUAUUCCUGACCUGUCCAUUAUUAAGUAUUUUAUUUAGUAUUUAUGAGGCCAGUAGUUAUAACUAGUAAACAAUUUAUAAAGAAUGUCUUACCACAAAGUGGUACCAGAUCAAUGGCGCAGCUUUAUUUGAGCAUGAAAUGUCUAAAAUGUUCCCCCCUGUUAAGGUUUACAUUUUGAGUUGUUUUCCAGUUACAGCAACUGAGAGUCUGAGGCCCCGUUCAACUUCAUUGUAUGUGGGAAAAAGCCAGAUCAUGUCUGGAUCCAGUUUAGAGGGAUUGUAGUUCAAUCUGUGCACUAGAAUGUCUUCAAUGCACCUCGAGUGACCACUUCAGACCAGUUUUAGCAUCCCCCCCAGCAAUGUUUGGACAUCUCCUCGUCAAACAGCAAGAGAGGGUGGACUGCACCGGGCUGUGUGCAGGAUUCAAGUACAGCACAGUUCAAUACAGGAUUCAAAACGUUGACCAGUGUUUGCUGUAGGAAAAUCAACCACAUCUACCUGUUUGGAAGGCACACACACUACAAGGUUAACCGGGUGAUCCUUUAAUCCACUGAGGACUACGUUUGCAUUCGCCUGUGUCCGCACGACUCGUCAGUUGUUCUUCUUGAGUGCAGUAUUAGGUGCGUUCACACCUGCAGUCAGUCACUUGUGGACAGAUCACACAAGAUGCAUAUCAGUGCGAAGUGUGAACAGGGAUGAAUAAACACUGUAUAUACCUUUUGCUUGUAAUUACGCAGCAGAAAUCCUAAUGAUUUUAAAAUCAAUUUAUAAGGUAUUGCAUCACGUCAAGCUUGGUAACUAUUCAAAAUCAUUUGCUACUGUUUGUCUGACAAUCAGUGUGGCAGUUAUCAGUAUUUAUAAUCAACACUUUAAAAAUGCAGAGUAUCUGUUAUCUGGCUUGUUUCCAACACCUUUCUCUUAGAAUGUUGUCUCAGCUUACUGAAAAUAUGACGUAAAAGAAAACAGAGAAGCUGCCUUAAUGUUAAAAGAAAAGGAAAUUCCUAUAUUAUGAAAAACAGAAACAAGGAUGACAAGAAUGUUUGAUGGAAGGUAAGGAUGCUCAAAAAUAAGUUUUGUGGAGCCCAGUCGAGGACAAGCAAUGGUUGUCAGUCAAGGAAGAAACAUAUUUUAUAUAGUCAGGUGGUUUCUGGUGUUUCAAUACAACCAUCUUAAUUUAUUAUCUGUAAAUGAAGGUUUCAAGAAAAAUCCAAAUGAAAUUGGUUUAAUAAUUGUACAAUACUAAUAUGAAAUACUUGCUCAUAUUUUUCUGUUCCAUGUCUUAUAUUAUCCAUGGAUAUGCUAUUACUGAUAUUAUUCACUCAUCUGUCUUUCAUCCACAGUUGAAUUUAAACCAUUGAGACAGCUUACCGUGAUGUUAUGAACUUGUUCGUGUCUGAUCGUCUGUUAACAUGAUGCGAAUCAGUCGGUUGUUGCCCAGAAUUGAAUGUACUAACCCCCAACCCUGCUGAUGAACCAAAGAUUUUUUUUAAGGUUUUGUAUGUCACAGUUUACUCUAAAGUCAAACUGGUGCUCAUCCAACAGAAUCUGAUGCUGGAGGUCAGCGUAAAGUGUUCUUUAUGGAAAUACGUUCAAGCUUGAAUAUGCAGAAGAAACAUUUACUGCAUGUCUGUAAAACAUGCUGAAAGUGCAUCUUUGCCCGAGUGUUUUAUUUUAAUUAAACUCAAAAUCUUGUCACUGUUGGUAGCUAGUCCAGUUUUGUGUCAGAUGUUACCAGUUUCACCGUACUGAGGCCAGUUUCACAAAAGCAGGUGGUGACAGGAAACAGGCGAUAAGGUGCAGAGCUCUUGUAUGCUCAUGUAUGGGUCCACACAGUGUGUUUCAGAAUGAGCAAUGACUUGGAAAGGCUGUCAUGUUGCAAAUAGCCCCUAAAUCACAUUCAGCAGAGCUUUGUCUGCAGUAUUGCUGCAGAAUAAGCGAUAACCAGCAUUUCUGUGGUACUUUCCUAAAUAAAUUGUAGCCAUAGUGAAAAGCUAUUUAUCAAUUUAUUAUGCUAUCAUUGUAUCUCUGGCCCUGAAGACUGAAGCUGUAACAACAUAAGGGAUUUCUGAUGACUGUUUCUCAAACAUGAUUUUUUUUUUAUCGCUGCUCUUCCUGAUCAGCAUUUUGUAUGAUUUUGUACUUUAAAAUUGUUUUAUUGCAAUAAAAAUAUCAACAUGU